GCUAAUCCCACCAGAUCCAGGCUCGCGUCGCGUCCUGCUGACUCCUCUCCUCCUCCGCCAGCCCGCGCCGCCGGAAGCGGGCAAUUCGUCGAGCACCUGGUGCGCGCGCUCCGCCGCCAUGGCGUCCGCCGCGCGGGCUCUGGGCGCGCUCGUCCACAAGGCCUCGUCGCUGUCCUCCUCCGCCGCCGCUCUCAGGAGCGCCGCCGUCCUCCAUGGGAGAGGCUCUGCUGGCGGCAGCGCCAGAUUGUUCCAGAGGCACGCGGCGAGGCGGAGGAUUUCGACGUUCCAGCCGCUUUGCAUGGGACGGCGCUCCUGCAAGAUCGCCGGAAGGAAGGAUGCUCAGAAUUUGAAAAAGAUGAAGCGCAACAGUAAAAUUGGGAAAGAAAUCGUUGCUGCCAUUAAGAAAGGUGGCCCAAGUCCUUCAUCAAACACAACUUUAGCAGCAAUAUUGGAGAAAGCAAGGGAACUUGAUAUCCCCAAAGAAAUCUUGGAGCGCAACAUAAAAAGGGCUUCAGAAAAGGGCCAAGAUACUUACACAGAAAAGGUUUACGAGGUGUAUGGUUUUGGUGGAGUAGGUAUGGUUGUUGAGGUCCUUACAGAUAAAAUUACAAGAUCUAUUGCGGAUAUAAGAAAUGUUGUAAAGGACUGUGGAGCAAAAUUGGCUGAUCCUGGAUCUGUUACAUUCAGAUUCAGACAAGCUCGAGUGGUGAACAUCAAAGUAACUGAUGCUGAUAAGGACCAACUGCUCACUGUUGCUUUGGAUGCUGGCGCCGAUGAUGUCAUUGAACCAAAUUUUGAUGAUGAUGAUGAUGACGACGACGACUACGAUGACGACUCCUCUGAAGAUGUUUCAGAAAGGUUUUACAAGAUAGUUACUACAUCAGAGAACUAUCCUGUUGUGCUAUCGAAGCUACAAGAGGAAGGACUAAAAUUUGAAACUGAUAAUGGCUAUGAAUUGCUGCCUCUGAACCCGAUUGAGGUAGAUGACGAGGCCAUGGAACUAAACAAGGUCCUAGUGUCUAAGUUGCUUGAGCUUGAUGACGUUGAUGCUGUCUAUACUGACCAAAGGUGACUCUGAAUUCAUGAUCCAAGACACUCGAUGCCGACGGUUCUUGGGUUACACUGUGGAUUGGCAGUGGAUUGGCAGAAAGCUGGUGGAUGGAGCUGCCAAUGGAGCCUGUUUACUUGCAGCCAGUUAUAUUUUGCCAAAAUUGAGUUGAUAAUACGGCAUUUUUUGUGUAACUACUUUGCACACUCGCAUCUCAAACAAAGAGUUCUAAAAAUUUUCCCUUCCAAGUCU
Molecule: messenger RNA, 1300 nt
Organism: Oryza sativa Japonica Group (Japanese rice)
Lineage: Eukaryota; Viridiplantae; Streptophyta; Magnoliopsida; Poales; Poaceae
Product: probable transcriptional regulatory protein At2g25830
Cellular component (GO): chloroplast
Source: RefSeq, a predicted model, not a curated record